UGUUGUUUACACAACUUCUCAUGCGGAAGAAAACUGUCACGCACGUCACAUCCACGAGUUAUAGUUUUACGAAGUUUUAAGCGAUAAAAAAGCAGCUUUAUUUUAAUUCAACAAUGUCUUCAGUUCAAAGUAUGAGACGGUUUGUCUGUGACCGACUCACUGCGGCUGCUCAGGAAAUACUGGGAGCUUAUGAGAAGAAGAUGGAAGGCUACGAGGCAGAAAUAGCUCGUCAACGCCGACUGCUGGAUGCCGUGCUGACACCUGAGUUAAAGUUACACCGGACAGAGCUCCCACAGAGACAUGUCCAAAAGCUGGAGGAGGAUGACGAGGUUCUCGUGAUCCAGCUGCAGCACUUUGACCAGGCGACCAGCUCCAGUCAUGUACCGCCAGAUCCUCCACCUGUUAAAGCAGAACAGGAGGAACUAUGCAUCAGUCAAGAAACACAGCAGCUUGGACAACAGAAGGAGACUGAAGCCUCUAAGUCAGCUUCAACUUGUGAGCAACCUGUCAACAGUGACCCCUCUCAGCCUUCGGUUCCUCAUCAAACUGAGAGUGCAGUGAAUCAAGAUCCUCAAUCCAGCAUCUCAAGCAAAGAUAUUUUAUCUAGAUCUGACGGGGAGACUGCAGUAUCUGAACCAAGCACUGACCACCAGCUCCCCUCUCACAACUCUGCUGGGAGCCAAGAUCACGUAGCUUGUAACCAUGGAAAUGCAAAACCAAGAACACACAUCGAGUCACCACAAAAUGAAAUAAGCAAAGUCCAAAACUCAACAUCAGCUACAGGAAGUGAGGAAACAUCAGAUAGGAAAUGUGGUGAUAAGAACACAGCAGCCACCAGCAGUACUGAACUGACAACAAAUGAGGAACAUAUCAAUGACAACACAACAUCAAGUGGAAAUGAUGAGCCGAUGCCAAAAAAGAGUCCAGAUACUGGUAAAACCACGUCAGCUACCACUACACAUAGGAAAGGUAAUAAUGAGAUCACAGCCUCAAAUGAAAAGCCAACAACAAACAAGAAAGGUGAAGAUGGGAGACCAACCUCACCAGGAAAUGUUGAUACAAUGCCAAAUGCCAAUAAAUCAACCAGAGGCACUGAGCUAACACCUAAUAGGAAAAAUAAUGGUGAGUCCUCAGUAUCAGCUAAAAGUACUGAACCAACACCAAAUGAGAAAUGCAACGAUAAGACCACAACAUCAGCUACAGGCACUGAGAUAACACCAAACAAGAAAUGCAAUGAUAAUGUUGCAACAUCUAAAGGAAAAAGUAGGCCAACACCAAAUAAGAAAUUCCAAGACGAGAGACCUAGCUCACCUGGAGGUGUUGAGCCAACACCAAAUAAGAAACCAGAUAGAGGCACAGAGCUAACACCAAAUGAAAUAUCGAAUGAAAACAAACCUAAGUCAAAAGGAACUAGUGAGUCAACAGCAACAAAGAAAAGCCAAGAGGGGAGACAAACCUCUUCUGGAAGUGUUAAGCCAAAAAAGUCACAUAGCAAUGAGAAGACAACAUCAGUUACAAGUACUGACAAAACAAAACGUAAAAAAUCAACCAGAGCCGUUGAGCUCACACCAAAUAAGAAAUGUAACAAUGAGACGACAACUUCAGGUAAAAGUCCUGAUCCAAGAGCAAGCAAGAAACCCAACGAUGGGAAAACAACAUCAACUACACGUUCUAAAUCGAAAACGAAUGAGAAGCUUCCUGAUGGAUGUACAACUUUAACCACAAGCAACGAGGUUACACCAAAAAAGAGACAGAAUGAUGGGGGCUCAACAUCUAAGGGAAGUACUGACAAAACACCAAAUAAGAGACGCAAGGAUGAGAAAACAACAUCAACUACUGAGAAAACAAAAGUUAAGAAACGUAGCCAAAGAAGCACAACAUCAAAUUCUAACUCACCACCCAAUCAGGGAGAUGGGAACCAAUCAGGUGAUAGGAUCCAGGAUGAUAAUAACCCGUACAAGUGUGACAGGUGCAGUAAAGUGAUGACUAACUUCAAAAACUACAAAUUUCAUAUGAAAUCCCACACUGUUGAGAAGACUUUCAAAUGUGACACUUGUGGUUUAAUGUUCAGGGAGAGUUGGGAUUUGAAAAAACAUUUAACGAUUCACUCUGUUGAGAAGCCUUUCAAAUGCAAAGUUUGCGGAAAAAGAUUCAACCGGCAGUAUAAUCUGGACCUGCAUUCGCGUGUUCACAGCGAGGACAAGCCGUACAAAUGUGACACGUGUGACAAAAGCUUCAGGUCAGAUGUGAAUCUGAAAAAGCACUUGAGAAUUCACACAGGUGAGAAGCCUUACACCUGCAGCGAAUGCGGCAAAAGAUUUGCGGAUUCUUCGUCUUACAAAAAUCAUCUGCGAGUUCAUUCGGGGGAAAAGCCCUUUGUGUGUUCUUAUUGCAAGGUACGAUUUGCUACCACGACAACUUUGCAAAGGCACAUCAGAACACACACAGGUGAAAAGCCAUACAAGUGCGAGGUGUGUGACAAAGAGUUUGGUCACAGAACAAACCUGAAAAGACACAUGAAGUUGCAUAAUGAAGAGAAGGGCUACAAAUGCUGUACCUGUGGAGAAGCGUUCCCUACAUGGCUAAAACUCAACCAACACGAGAGGGUACACCGCAGUGAUGCACAAAGCUCCACUGCCUAAAAACAUGUCUGCAUUUGAUACAUCAAACUUAUGAUAAAAGUAAAGAUUUGCAGCCAGAGUGCAUAGUGGAAUUUUAUUUAAAAGAGUAAUCCACACAUUGAACAUUGUCGGACUUACUGUUGACAGAAUUUUUUAAAAAAAUGAUGCAGAAGAACAAGAGAUAUUGUCAUUUUAUUUCGAUACGCUUCAAAAUCUGGCUCCCACAUUACCCACGAUGCAUGCUUCAGACAGUUUGGUCAACGAUUUUUGGUAUGCUAGUAGCGGCUAAUAAUGUAGCCUUGAGUUGUAGCCACAGUCAGUGAUGAGGAACUGGCUACAGAUGUAUGGCUAUCUCUUUUUUUCUAACUCCACACCACCAAAUGUUUUUAUUAGAUUUUUAGUUUUGUCUUCAAUCAAUGCUAAGACAAUUAGUAAGACUUCAUGGAACUCCAUUUGGAUUCUUUCAUCCUGUUAUUCUUAUACUGUCUAAAAAUAAUACAUUGUUAAAUCUGUUGAGCCGCCUCUUUUAAAUAUUCCUUUGGAUAAUAAGAACCUGUUUUUAUUUUCUGCACAAACUGCUUUUAGUGUUUUAGCCUAUUUGUGAUGGGAGCUGAUGAUGGGGCAGCUUUUGUUGGUGUCUGCAGCUUUUGUUGGUGUCUGCUGCGGUUGCAUGGUGUUACAAUAACAAAAUGAUCCAGCUUGUUUGCUGGACUAUCCUUUGUUUUUUCUGAUAUUGUUUUAAUCAGAGCUAUUAUUCACUUUAUUGUCAAAUUAAGAAAGGAAACUUUGCUUUUUUGUUUUCUAAAUGCAUCAAUGUUUUGACUUUUAUCUAAUAACUUUUAAAAGUGCAUCAUAUUCCUACAAUCAACACAAUCAGCACAAUUAUACUGUAAAACAUUUAAUUUUAAAUAAAUUGUAUUGCACUGUUU
This is a messenger RNA of Trematomus bernacchii (emerald rockcod), 3550 nucleotides long. Its product is annotated as zinc finger protein 354A-like. The record is from RefSeq and is a predicted model, not a curated record. Gene Ontology annotation, biological process: regulation of transcription by RNA polymerase II. The transcript has 2 exons. Gene Ontology annotation, molecular function: DNA-binding transcription factor activity, RNA polymerase II-specific; RNA polymerase II cis-regulatory region sequence-specific DNA binding. Bases 114 to 2642 code for a protein of 842 amino acids. NCBI's taxonomy places the organism in Eukaryota, Metazoa, Chordata, Actinopteri, Perciformes, Nototheniidae.